Molecule: messenger RNA, 2379 nt
Organism: Salvelinus sp. IW2-2015
Lineage: Eukaryota; Metazoa; Chordata; Actinopteri; Salmoniformes; Salmonidae
Gene: trmt2a
Product: tRNA methyltransferase 2 homolog A
Biological process (GO): RNA processing
Molecular function (GO): RNA methyltransferase activity; RNA binding
Source: RefSeq, a predicted model, not a curated record
AUUUUUUUUCUAGAUUUAUCAUUCGACUAUAACACAAUUAUCAGGAAUCAUGCAGAAUGCAUUCAAUAAAUUGUCAGCGGAAAUAUAUAGUGACGUAUUUUUUUCUUAACGCCUCAUGUCAAAGUUCAUAUUUUCCACGUGUCCCACAACAUGGCAGCCCGCAGUUUCUUAUAGUCAGAAGUGAAUUGCCCUUAAGCAAAUAUUAUUUGUCAGACCUGUAAAAGCAGAAGUGAAGGUGAUUUUAUUGUUUGCUCUUCUGUAUAAACAUGACAGAUGUUGGUGACAUCCCAGUGGUAGGUUCUCCAUCACUGAAAGAGGAGAAGACAUCUGACCCCAAAGAAGAUGGGGUGAAAACAGAUGAACCCAAAGCUGAAGGUGGAGGAGAAGAAGCAGCUUCUUCCGACCCUAAUAAUCUGUACCGCUACGUCCAAGCGGACCUCUUCACCUCUGAGAUCUUCAAAGUGGAGAUCCAGAACCUUCCCAAAUUCAUCGGUUUCAACGACCUGAAGAAGUUCCUGGAGAAGCAUCGCCUUAACCCGCACAAGAUCAAACUGUUCGGGAAGCAGACGUUUGCCUUCGUCACCUUCAAGAACGAAGAGGAGAGGGACAAGGCCAUGAAGAUGGUGCACGGCAUGCAGUGGAAGGGCCGGGUGCUUAGUGUGCGCCUGGCCAAGCCCAAGGCGGACCCUAUGCUCAGGAAGAGGGGGCGGGAUGAGGCCGGGAGUGCCGGGCAGCCCCCCUCCAAGCGGCAGGAGGCAGAGGAGGACGAGGCACCGCUCAGCAUACAGAUUGCCAACGUGGUGACGCCCCUGUGGAAUGUGCCUUAUGAGGAGCAGCUGAGGAGGAAGGAGCAGGAGGUGGAGGGGGUGCUGCAGAGACUGGCCAGAGAAAUAGGCAACACCAACAAAGCGAUGCUGCCCUGGCUGUUUGUGCAGAAGGAGAAGUACAAGAGAAUGUGUUGCCCUCUGGAAGAAAUUCGCCCAUCUCCGUCACAGGUUGAAUACAGGAACAAGUGUGAGUUUGUCAUUGGUAUUGGAGCGAAUGAAGAGGAUAAGACCAUAGGCUUCCGACUGGGGAAGUACAAAGGGGGCUCCUGUGCCGUGGUGGGACCCUCAGACAGCAUCCAUGUCACCACUGAGGCCAAGCGAGUGGUCAGUGAGUUCCAGAAAUACAUCAGGACAACCCCAUACUCAGUGUACAGCCCUGAGACAUACGAGGGCCACUGGAAGCAGCUAACAGUGCGGACCACAAGAACCAAGCAGGCCAUGGCUAUGGUGUUCUUUAACCCACAGAAACUUGAGGAAAAAGAACUAAAUGUCCUGAAGAGCUCUAUGAAAGAGUAUUUCACAGAAGGUGACGGGAAAGAGAGUGGUGUAACCGCUCUGUACUUUGUGUCAGAGGGACAAAGGCAAUCCCCUAACCCGGAGGACUUGCCGUGUGAGCUGGUAGCUGGAGAGGAGUGUAUUCACGAGGAGCUUCUUGGCCUGAAGUUCAGGAUAUCCCCCCAUUCUUUCUUCCAGGUGAACACAGGGGCAGCAGAGGUGCUGUACUCAGCUGUAGGAGAAUGGGCCCAGCUGGACAAGGACAGCACUGUGCUGGACGUAUGCUGCGGGACAGGAACCAUUGGCAUCUCCCUGGCUAAGAGGGUGAGGAAGGUGAUUGGGAUAGAGAUGUGUCAGGAAGCAGUGAAGGAUGCCAAAGUCAACGCGAAGAUCAAUGGGCUGAGUAAUAUUGAGUUCCACUGCGGAAAGGCUGAAGAUGUGUUCCAGAUGGUGCUCAACGCUGUCGUAUCCCCCAGCAUCACAGCCAUCGUGGACCCACCGAGAGCGGGCUUACAUUCAAAGGUCAUUUUGGCAAUCAGAAGAGCGGAGCAUCUGAAAAGGCUGGUUUAUGUGGCAUGCAAUGCCAAGGCAGCCAUGAACAACUUCAUAGAUCUGUGCAGGGCUCCCUCCAACCGUGUACGUGGAGCUCCGUUCCGUCCGGUACGGGCAAUGGCUGUGGACCUCUUCCCCCAGACCAUGCACUGUGAGAUGCUGCUGCUCUUUGAGAGGGUGGAUUACAGCUCCAAGAGCAGCAGUGAGAAACCUGAAGAAAUGACCCAGGGCACUAGCGAGAAGCCAGAAGAGACAACCACCGCAACUUAAUAGCACAACCUUUGCAGUCUCACUAUCUGUUCAUUAAGUUCAAUUGUUUUCUACACGUUAAUAUGUAAUCAACGUUAUAUGGAUUCUGUAGUUCUUAUACUGUACCAUUAGGGGCAGGAUAACACUGCAAUUUUUUUUUUUUUAAUACUGCCUUGCUGUGUAAUAUUGUUUUACAACUUAAAAAUAAAAAGAUCCCUUGUUGAUGACUAAUACAAGCAGGGGUCAUUUCAAAGCA